Molecule: messenger RNA, 911 nt
Organism: Danio aesculapii
Lineage: Eukaryota; Metazoa; Chordata; Actinopteri; Cypriniformes; Danionidae
Product: glutathione S-transferase P-like
Exons: 8
Coding region: 86-712 (208 amino acids)
Biological process (GO): glutathione metabolic process
Cellular component (GO): cytosol
Molecular function (GO): glutathione transferase activity
Source: RefSeq, a predicted model, not a curated record
UUUAAAAAGAGCAUUGCACACACCUGCACUAUACAUUUCUGGAGCAGCAAACACACAGACUUCACUUCUCACACUGUGCUUCACCAUGGCUCCCUACACUCUCACAUACUUCGCUAUCAAAGGCCGAGCUGGUCCUUUGAAGAUCCUGCUGGCGGACAAAGAGCAGCAGCUGAAGGAGAAUGUGGUGAGCUUACAGGACUGGUUGAAGGGCGACAUAAGAGCCACAUGUCUCUUUGGACAGUUGCCUAAAUUUGAAGAUGGUGACCUGGUGCUGUAUCAGUCCAAUGCCAUACUCAGACAUUUGGGACGAAAACAUGGUGCAUAUGGAAAAAACGACUGUGAGGCUUCUCUCAUUGACAUGAUGAACGAUGCAGCUCAAGAUCUUCGCCUGAAAUACAUUAAACUGAUCUACCAGGAAUAUGAGACUGGUAAAGAAGCGUUCAUCAAAGAUCUGUCCAACGAGUUCAAACCAUUCGAAAAUAUUCUGGCCAAAAGCAAAUCUGGAUUUCUGGUUGGGGAUCAGAUUUCACUUGCAGACUACAACCUGUUUGAUCUCCUGCUGAAUCUGAAGGUGCUUUCUCCCUCCUGUCUGGACUCUUUCCCGUCUCUCAAGAGCUUCGUGGACAAGAUCUCUGCCCGUCCCAAAGUCAAAGCUCUGCUGGAGUGUGAGAACUUCAAGAAACUGCCCAUUAACGGCAACGGCAAACAGUAAAUCAACAGAACAUUGAUGCAACGUUCUCAAAUGCCACUUACUGUUAAAAAGCCUUAACUGGUGCUCUCUGAUGUCUGAUGUGUAUGAAUAUCUGUUUUGUAUUUUUAACUAUUUUGAUCAUUUUUACUAACAUAAUGAUCAUCAAUUUGCUAACAUAAUGUAAUCAAUUAUAAUGAAUAAAAUAUUGAACCAUCCAGAA